AGCAGUGAAGCAGUUAACACUGAGCACAGUGCAGUAGUGCCGGACACCGGAGCGCGGCUCUGAGCAUGUGCUGUUCCUGCUGCAGUGAAGGAAAAUGUGUCAGUUAUCAUUGGAGAGUAUAAGGGAGGAGAGAGGGAGAGGGAGAGGGAGGUUAGCCGGGGCAAACACACGACGAGAGGGAACUGAUGCGACCAUGUUCCUGUUUCGCCUUUUGUCCUCUGCAUGAUUACAAUGAACUGUCACAGGGUCGAUCCCACACUCACUGCAGUGCCACAAUAAAACACGCAAAACCCCCAGAGUUCUGAAAGGAUCAAACGGCCCAGUCACCAUGGCAACAGCGAUGACCCCUGAGCCCCUGACACCGCUGUCUCGGUGGUAUCUGUAUGCCAUCCAUGGCUACUUCUGCGAAGUCAUGUUUACAGCAGCAUGGGAGUUUGUGGUCAAUUGCAACUGGAAGUUCCCUGGUGUGACGAGCGUGUGGGCGCUUUUUAUCUAUGGAACAUGCAUCCUGAUAGUUGAGCGCAUGUACCUGCACCUGCGGGAUCGCUGCAACGUCUUGCUGCGUUGCUUUAUAUACACCCUAUGGACAUACAUGUGGGAGUUCGGAACAGGGUUGCUGCUGCGGCAGUUUAACGCCUGCCCUUGGGACUACUCACAAUUCAAGUACAACUUCAUGGGCUUGAUAACGGCUGAAUACGCCUUGCCUUGGUUCUGUGCAUCGCUAAUAGUAGAGCGUCUGGUCAUUCGCAACACAUUGCGGCUGCGCUUUGACGAGUGGGCUGAGCCUGGCCAGGUUGUAGGAGGUGGAAGCGGAGAAAGAGGAGGAGGAAGAGGAAGAGGAGCCAGAGAAGUGGCCACCAAUGCCAAUGGCUAUGUGAAAGUGGACUGAGUGAGAGUUGUCAUUUUCCCCUCUAGAUCUUUAAAAAUGUAUUUGCUUUUCUUUUCUCUUGAAGGUGUUUUUCAGCUUUCUCCUUUUUCACCCAUUAUCUGGGAGAGAGAUGUUAAGAUUCAGGUGUGGAUCAGUAAAAAAAGAAAACCUCAGCUACAAUAAGGUCUGUGGUAUUGGUGCCUCACAGAUGAGAAAUGCAUUUUCUGCAAUAGUGUCCAAUUUCUUAUAUGCCUCAUUCUGGCAUCCCCUUGUAUCCUAUUACUCCAGGGGAAACAGAGAUUGUGGACUUUGUAUCAUUUGCCCAUUCCUGUACUGUCAGUCUGCUUCAGCAACAGUGGGAGGAAUAAGGAGCAAGAAAAGUACAUGAAAGCUUACAUUGUUAGGGAAAUUAAAUAUUGAAAAACAGAAAAAUGGGCCAGAAAAUAACAAAUGCUAAAAACAAACCCAAUAUUUUUUAGCAUAUUAAAAUGAAGUGUGUAAUAGCACAAGCAAAUAACUAUUAGGCUAAAAAAAAAUUGUACUUGUUGAAUUUGUGUUAUUUAUUUAUUCAUAUUUAUCUAAUGCUAGUUAAGUAACUUAUUAUAGGCUUAUAGUAUGUUGUAUACUGUGCCCUAAAGUAAUGCAUUGAACUUGAAUCUAGUGUUUUUAUACUGAACAAAAAAAAGAAUGCUUGAACAUGCAUGAGAAUAGUGUCUUCCAGAUUUUUUAACAAGAGGCAAAUCUAAAAAUAUAUUCUGUAAAAAGAAUUGUGUUUAUUUUUAACCACAUGGAUUAAGACACAAAGGAGUACUGUACUGUAUUCACUUGUACUGCUGAUAGUUAUGAUUUAAAUAUGGAAUGUUUUAAAAUUUUGUGUGAAUCUUGAAAAGAGUGUUAAGAGAGAUGAGAUGUGA
This is a messenger RNA of Tachysurus vachellii, 1782 nucleotides long. It is a transcript of the gene tmem229b, whose product is annotated as transmembrane protein 229B. The transcript is spliced from 2 exons. The coding region runs from base 329 to 889 and encodes 186 amino acids. The record is from RefSeq and is a predicted model, not a curated record. NCBI's taxonomy places the organism in Eukaryota, Metazoa, Chordata, Actinopteri, Siluriformes, Bagridae.